Molecule: messenger RNA, 216 nt
Organism: Paramecium octaurelia
Lineage: Eukaryota; Ciliophora; Oligohymenophorea; Peniculida; Parameciidae
Source: the annotation of a GenBank genome assembly
AUGAAAAGUUCAAAUAGUGAUACUCACAACUGCUAUAAUAGCAUUAAAAAUUGCAGACUUAAUAGGCUGAAACUAAACGAUAUUUGGAUAAACUAAGAUCUGUGUUGGGCAAUUUUGGGAAAUGAUCCAUAAAAUAUACCAGAGACAUAUAAAUUCAAUUUUUUUUUUUCAUUAAGGCUUAAGUCCUUUUUAGAAUGGGAUGAAUAGUUGCUUUGA